GCGUAAAUAUUUACAUUUCUUGAGUGUUUGUGAGAAUAAUUUUUAUUUAUAAUAUCAUGAUAGACGGAAACAUUUCUAUGGAGGAGGAUACAGAAUUACGGGAUUUGGUGGUGCAAACCCUUGAAAACAAUGGUGUUCUUGCAAAAGUGCGGGCAGAACUCAGGGCAAGUGUGUUCUUAGCUUUAGAAGAACAAGAAUCUGUAAUGAAUCCGGAACCACUUCUAAAUAAAACUGUAAAGCAGUACCUGGCUAAUUCAGAAGGAAAAUUAUUGUUUUCCUUGGUUAGGGAGUUCCUAGAAUAUUUUGGUCUUGAUUAUACAAUAUCAGUAUAUGAUCCCGAAACUUACUUUGGGAAGGAAUAUAAUUAUGUUGGGAGAAAUAAAUUAUGCGAAGAAUUAGGUAUUGAAUCCAACGAACCAUUGCUUGGAGAAAUAUUAAAAAACAGUAUGAACAGUGCCUUUAAUAAUACACAAAAGAAUGAAAUUGACAGAAAUGUUAGUAAAACUGACGAACCAACAACAAAUGCUGCUAACACAACAUUUGAAAUUUCCAUCCCAAAAGUAUUAAAUAUUGAGACAACAUCGUUGUCGAAUGAUAAUGAUAUGUCAGAUAAAUUAGAAAGUUCCUCGCAACAGAGUCCAAAACUACCGAUAAAUGUGACGGUAACAGAUAGAAAAGAUAAGGACGCGUCUGUUCAUAUUUCAACGAAUGAAUUGAAUUGCGAAAAACAAAAUGAUCCUCUCAGGAAUAAUACGACUUCGGAUUACAAUAAAAAGAAUAAUGGAAUUGAUAGCAAGGGGAACAAUAGUAUGAAUUUUGAUACACUCCCUACAAGUCCAAAUGGCACAAGUAAAGUGAUGAACUAUACAACAAAAGAGACUGAGAUAGAUACACCCAUCCAAACAAAUUUACUAAAUAAAACCGAGCCUUUAAUUAAGUUUGACGAAUCUAUAGUUACAGAAAUGCAAACAAAUCAAAAUGAUAUAAGCGUGCAAAAUAAUAUAAAUAGUUUGGAAUUACAUAUAGCGAAUAAUGUACAAAACAAAAAGCCAGUUAGCGCUGGUAACAAUUAUGGGAAAACUGUAUACUUUGAUGAAAUUAUUGUUGACGGUAAAAGAGAGAAUAUUAAUGAUAUACGUAAUACUCAAACUUUUUUAGAAGAUUUACCACCUUUAGAUAAAAAAUCACAAUCUAUACUUAGUGAUCUCCCGCCGCUUAAUGGUAAAACAACUGAUAUCAAUGAUUUGAAGGAACUGAUGGAUAUUGGGCUUGGAACUGACGGAACAGAUAAUUACGAGGAAGAUUUUGUAUCAUCAGCAUCUGGUAGUGCUUAUGAUCAAAGUCCUACCAAGGAUCCUACAAAAAUGGAUAGUCCAAUAAAGCUAGAAACUAAAAAGCACGAAAAAGUUUCCAGUGCUCAUAGCGAGGAUAUAAGCGAAGAAAUUGAAGAUAUGGACGAUAUACUUAGCAGUACAUCAUGUCUUGAAGAUAUAAAUAUGGAUAAAAAUAUAUCAAAUUUUGCGACGGGUAUUACAGCAAAUUAUGCGAAGGAAUUAUAAUUACGAAUUCUAUUACUGAAUUGCUUUAAAAUAUUUGAAAAUGUUAUUUCGUUCAUAACAUUGAUGAUAGUUGAUAUCCUAUGUCAGGGCGUCAAGUAUAUUAAUGCAAAUUUCUAUGGAUUUAUGAAUUUGCGAACUUAUUUUGGUUUCUGAAGUGACACUGCCAUUUAUGGCUCAAUAUUUAUAAGUUCUCCCACAAAAAACGUAGAAGGAAAAUGUCUGAUAUUAAAUGCACGUUUUAUAAAGAUUUAGUACUUUGCACGAAUUUCUUGUAAGACAAACCGUAUUUUUAUAAAUCAUUAAUUUUAAUUUUAGCGGUAUUUAAAUAAGUAUUCUAUGGAAUUUAUAUUGAUCACACCAUAAGGAAAGAAAUCAAAUAUUAGAGGAACUAAACUGAAACUGCCAUCGCUCUCUGUUAUCACUAUUACUGUAAUAAAGUGUUAAAUUAUAUUUUUUCUAAUUGAUGAUGUUAAAAGUAAGGAUUAAAUAAAAGUUCCAACAAGUGUCUAUACGAAAUACAAAUUGUACACAUAAUGUUACUACAAUUUUUUAAUGUAGUAGAUAGCAGCCAAUUAGAAGUUCUUAAAUUACAUUGAUAUGAGAAAUGACAGAAUAUAUUUAAGGAAGAAUACC
Messenger RNA from Ceratina calcarata, 2192 nucleotides. RefSeq names its product dual specificity mitogen-activated protein kinase kinase 1-like. The record is from RefSeq and is a predicted model, not a curated record. Lineage: Eukaryota; Metazoa; Arthropoda; Insecta; Hymenoptera; Apidae. Gene Ontology annotation, cellular component: centrosome. Gene Ontology annotation, biological process: microtubule anchoring. The coding region runs from base 57 to 1559 and encodes 500 amino acids. The transcript has 6 exons.